Molecule: messenger RNA, 600 nt
Organism: Ogataea angusta
Lineage: Eukaryota; Fungi; Ascomycota; Pichiomycetes; Pichiales; Pichiaceae
Exons: 2
Coding region: 1-600 (199 amino acids)
Source: RefSeq, a predicted model, not a curated record
AUGAUCACCACCGAAACCACAAAGUUGACGGCUGCAAUAAUGAAGGCAAACAGCCAUUGCAGAGCAACCACCUUAGUGAACAGCUGGCCAAAUCCAAGGCCCAACAUCAGCAAACUGGUGCUCAAACCAAUGGACCAGUCCUGUGACUGGGAAGUGGACGGUGAGCCAAUCGCUGACGUUCUUGAUGGCAACAGUGCGAUGGGUGAAGUAGAGGGCCAACAGGUUCAACAAAUUGAUGACAAGAACCAAUUCACCCAAAGCGAACUUCUCCUUGUGGAAGAAGUAGCACCAAAGAAAAUGCAGGGCAUUGUUAAUAGCAAAAUGAGGGCCCACUAUUUCACUGAUGGCAGCUUUGUUCUCUGCCGCAACAGUCUUGUCGAAGAAGACUUUGAUAAUAAAAAACACUUGGAGCAACAUUGUCACCAGCCAAUAGAUAUCAGUGACAAUGAAGAACCCGGUGAACGGAGUUCUGUAGUGCUUUCCAAAGUGGCUGAACAGGAACAAGAAUAUUGUUCCGUAGCCCGACAGCAGGAACGAUGCGACGAUCAGGGCCUUUUGGGUAAAAACCUUCGAUUCAGUAGUCAUGACGAAGAAAGUUAA